AUGAUGAUAUAUGAUCAACUUAAUAAAUAAGAGAAUAACAAAUAAUACAAGAUAAUUGAAUAACAAGAAUAGCAAUUAUCGUUUUCCCAUUUGCACUCAGCAUUCUCAACUACAUAACUGAAGCUUAAACAUUAAGUGGCAUAUGUGGCUUUCUCGCACAACUAUUGAUAACAUGAGUUUAAAUCUUGACUCCAAAAACAUCUUGGAUGAUUUUGACAUUCAGCUAUCUCAGUGAAGUCUUCGCAUACAAAUUCUGAGCAUCCGGUAUCACCUAUAGGGUAACAUUGCUAACCACUUAUUUUAUUAUAAUUAGGACAAGUUGUGAUUGUGUAAUCUUUACAUUCCUUAGUUUUACAUUAAUCAUCUUCAUAUUUACAAAAUUAAAGAUCACAUGACUCCUUAUAUGUGAUGUCUUCACAAUUGAGAAAUGCUGUGCAAACAUCACCUUACUCUCCAUUCAAAACACAAAUGCUAGUAUGAAGACCUACUGUUUAUGAG
Messenger RNA from Paramecium octaurelia, 498 nucleotides. Lineage: Eukaryota; Ciliophora; Oligohymenophorea; Peniculida; Parameciidae. The record is from the annotation of a GenBank genome assembly.